UGCUCAUGGCCACCACGCGCACCGGCUCCUCGUUCGUGGGCGAGUUCUUCAACCAGCAGGGCAACGUCUUCUACCUCUUCGAGCCGCUGUGGCACAUCGAGCGCACGGUGUCGUUCGAGCCGGGGGGCGCCAACGCCGUGGGCUCGGCCCUGGUGUACCGCGACGUGCUCAGGCAGCUGUUCCUGUGCGACCUGUACGUGCUGGAGCCCUUCAUCACGCCGCUGCCCGAGGCGCCCCUGACGCAGUUCAUGUUCCGCCGCGGCUCCAGCCGCUCGCUGUGCGAGGACCCGGUGUGCACGCCCUUGGUCAAGAAGGUCUUCGAGAAGUACCGCUGCAAGAACCGCCGCUGCGGCCCGCUCAACGUCACGCUGGCGGCCGAGGCCUGCCGCCGCAAGGAGCACAUGGCCCUCAAGGCCGUGCGCAUCCGGCAGCUGGAGUUCCUGCAGCCGCUGGCCGAGGACCCCCGGCUGGACCUGCGCGUCAUCCAGCUGGUGCGCGACCCCCGCGCCGUGCUGGCCUCCCGCAUGGUGGCCUUCGCCGGCAAGUACGAGAGCUGGAAGAGGUGGCUGGCCGAGGGCCAGGACCAGCUG
Messenger RNA from Carlito syrichta (Philippine tarsier), 590 nucleotides. Its product is annotated as carbohydrate sulfotransferase 3-like. The record is from RefSeq and is a predicted model, not a curated record. Gene Ontology annotation, biological process: N-acetylglucosamine metabolic process. Lineage: Eukaryota; Metazoa; Chordata; Mammalia; Primates; Tarsiidae. The annotation marks the transcript as partial. Gene Ontology annotation, molecular function: N-acetylglucosamine 6-O-sulfotransferase activity; chondroitin 6-sulfotransferase activity. The transcript has a single exon.